Messenger RNA from Amyelois transitella, 3737 nucleotides. It is a transcript of the gene Edc3, whose product is annotated as enhancer of mRNA-decapping protein 3. Gene Ontology annotation, biological process: deadenylation-independent decapping of nuclear-transcribed mRNA; P-body assembly. The transcript is spliced from 7 exons. Gene Ontology annotation, molecular function: mRNA binding. Bases 308 to 1732 code for a protein of 474 amino acids. Lineage: Eukaryota; Metazoa; Arthropoda; Insecta; Lepidoptera; Pyralidae. The record is from RefSeq and is a predicted model, not a curated record. Gene Ontology annotation, cellular component: P-body.
UUAAUUCUCGUGCGUGUUUCAAGAUUCAAUCUCUGAUUCAAUUUAUCAAUUCAGUUUCUUUUUCAAGAGUUAUUUUGGCAGUGAAUAAAUAAAAUAAAAGUGUCAUUCGUAGUAGGAAUAUAAUUUUGCGACUAGGACUUCUGCAUUCAAAUGUAUGCGGUUUAGAUCCGUGUGAUGUUGUUCCAAUUUCACAUUUUGAAACAGCAUUUACAUACCACUCACUUUUACCGCGCUACCUAUAAUAUACCGAGAAGCGUGUUGGCUUGAAGCGUUACCUGAUAAAUUGAAGAACUUAGUGUAACUUAAAAUGGCUAACUGGAUUGGAUUUGCGGUGUCCGUAAACUGCGGCGAGCCGCUGGGCUCUUACCAAGGCACUAUUCUGGAAGCAAAUGGUAGCACUUUAACACUCACUAAAGCCUUCAGAAAUGGUUUCCCUUACCCCGAGGCGAAAGUGACCCUCAAUGCAGCAGAUAUAAAAGAAUUGAAGAUAAUAGAGCCUCGUUCAGAACCAGCAGAGCAGCCUCACAGCACAGUGGCGGUCACCAAGAUCAGCAAGAGGGGGCCUCGGGCCACCGUCUGUGAAAACCUGCAGGCCAAUCCCAGCAGCUCAGGCAACCAGGGGCCUGUCGCUGGAGGCAGCAAAUCUGCAGGCCGCUCGUCCCAGUCUCAGCCACCCAUCCGCAGCAAACCCAUUGACAUCCAGCCCAAAGGCAAUAAAAACAAUUCACACACAGGCAGUUACGGCGGGUCGGGGUCUACGCCGAAGGGGCGGGGCUCGGCGGCGGCGCGGCGUCGCAACGAGGCGUGCUUCGGCGGCGACGCGGCGCCCGCGCGCGACGAGUUCGACUUCGAGGGCAACCUCGCGCUCUUCGACAAGCAGGCGCUCUGGGAGCAGAUGCGCCUCGCGCACAAGCCCGACCUGGUGCGGCAGGCCGACGAGGUGGGCAAGUUCCGUCACGACGAGAACGUACUGGGCGGACCGGCGCAGGAGUCGCGGCGCGCCAUCCGCGUGCCCGACGCGCUGCGCGGGCCGCUGGACUACGUCACCGACGACGGCGUGCUCGUGCCCGCGCUCUCCGGCGCCGCCCGCCGCAGGUUGUGGGAGGGCGUGUGGCGCGCGGGUGUGGGCGAGGCGGCGGUGACGCUGCUGGGGCGCGCGGUGGCGGACGUGGCGCUGCGGCUGGUGGGCGGCGGCCGGCGGCUCGAGACUCGGAACGCGCAUCAGACGCCCGUCAUCGUCACGCUCGCCGGUAUGAACACGAGCGGCGCGGCGGGCGCGGUGGCGGCGCGGCUGCUGGCGGCGCACGGCGCGCGCUGCGCGCUGAGCGUGUGCGGCGGCGCGGGCGCGGACGCGGGCGCGGAGGCGGCGCGGCGCGCGCUGGCGGCGGCUGCGGCGGCCGGCGUGGACGUGUGCGCGCUGGAGCGGCUGCCCGGGCCCGACCUGGUGCUGCUGGCGCUGCACGACGACGCGCACGAGGCGGCGGCGGGCGCGCGCGCGUGGCUGGGCGGCGCGCGCGCGGCCGUGGUGGCCGUGGAGCCGGCGGAGCGCGGCGCCGUGAGCUCGCGCGCCGCCGUGUGCGCGCUGCUGCCGGCCGCGCUGCCGCCGACGCGCGGCCGCGUGUUCCUGGCCAACGUGGCGCCGCCGCUGGCCAUCUUCAGCGAGCAGCGCAUCGCGUACCGGCCGCCGUUCGGCGCGAGCGCGGUGCUGGCGCUGCACGCGGCGGACGCCUGAGCCGCGCCCGCCGCCUUCCGCGACAACUGCGCGCACUUCCGGCGCGCCUACUUCCUGCCGCUGCCCGCGCCCUGGCUGCUGCCCUUCCAGCCGCAGCGCUACGGCGGCUACUCGCGGUGGCGACACUUCUUCCAGUACUAUCGAUAGACCGACCGUGGCGUGACGUGUGUGCUUCAUUAACUGUGUCGAUUGAGUACCUAAUAAUUGUGAACCGAAUUUCGCCUGGUGUAUUUCGACAUGCGAUUUCAUAUUUUUGUCUAUUAUUAUGUCUAUUGAUCAAGCAUGUCGCGACUACAUCAGUCAUUGUGUGAAAUUCACUUAUAAAAUAAUAUUGUAAUGCUGAGCAAAUGUCACAAAAAAGUAAUAAUUUAAUUGAAAAUAUUUGAUGGCACAAAUAAAAAAGUGCCGUCUGUCUGCUUCGAACUCUACUCACGUUACACGGUUAACUACAGGGUGACAUUUAAAACAACUGCAUCCUUUUAAACAUAGACUAUACCCAUGCUUCUGAGCCGUUUGAGCCUAUUUUUAUUUAAAUUAAACGUCAUCAUUUUCACAUUUAAAAAACCCUCAAAAACUACGUCACACGCUUUAUUAAAGAACAAUACUACAAAAAUAAAUGAAAACUAAACAUGUAAAUAAAUGUCUGAAAAAUAAAUUAUUUUUCUAGUAUCAAGAUCAAGUAAAGUACAGAGUACUCGAGAUCGCUCAGCUGAAUAAAUUGUGUCGUUGACCUCUGAAUCUUACGCGUCGCUUUUCCGCCGGCCGGGGUGAUAUUACGUAUUUAGGAUCGUGGAUUUUGAUACUUUUUUUUCCGUACUUUCUGAAAUAUGAACCGAUAUAUUUUUCUUUUAACGUUUUUAAAUAUCCUUUAGAUGAGUACACUUAACAGUUAAAUUUAUGCAGUUGAAUUAAAAGUCACCUGUAUAAGUAUAUUACAAUGACAUUCAGAUUCUCAAUUCACACAUAUUGGUUUUCGCAAAUUAAACCUUUCCUAAAAUUUGUUCUACACCAUUAAUGUUUAAUUAUUACACAAAAAAUGUUGCGUUUAGUACCCGAUACGGAAUAUACGCGGGGGUCUAAUUAAGCCAAACCUUUGCAUGGAAAAUAUUCCGCUGGUUUGUUUUGUGCCUUUCCCGUUAUCACUGCAAUUUGCUUGUUUUGUAAUAAAAUACGAGAUUAACUUUGAAGUUUGCAUCAAUUAUCUGAUCAGCUGUCUUCCCUAUUGAAAGCGUACAAAUAUUAGAGACUGGCGUAAAACGCGAAAGUAAGAGCAAGAGAGAACGAAUAAUGAAUUACCUAAUAGUGAUACGAAAAUAUAAGACCUCGGUUUGAGUAACAGUUUAGUAUUUCAUCAAAAAUUAAUAACUAAUGCGUAUUUUUAAAUUAUGAAUACAAGGAUAUAAUUAAAAAGUGUUUAUUAUAAGUUCUUGAUAUUUGUGUACUGAUUAAAAAGUAAUGGUGUAUAUGGAUUAUGGACAUAGAACAAUCAUCAAAAUUCAUAAAAUUUCUUAUCAUAACUUGACAUUUCCAUUUCAUUAUGUACUUAUAUCAAAUGAUGUGCUUCAUUAUAAAAUACAUUGUAUAUAUAUGACAUGCUAAUCUUAGCAAUAGUGUUACUGUACUUUUAUGAUCCAGUGGUAUCAUUGUUACUGCCUGCCAUUGUAUGACAGCAGAAGGUGCAGAGUAAUGUCCAUGCAAGUUUAACUGUUAAUAAUGAUGAAAACUCUGCAUAGUUACCUUUUCUGCUUAAAAAUAAGAUUAACUCGCUCAAAAAAAUAAGAGUACAAAAAGUGUGUAAGUAAAUAAUUGUACCUAUUACGAUUUUUAUCGAGCAUACCUUUGAAUGUAAUUUAUAGCGUAAAUGUGAAAUGUGGUUGGAGAAUCCUGUGAUGUGUACGUGUGGGAGGUGGCUGGGGACACCGAUGUGGCGUCGACUGAAGGCGCCUCGGGGCCGUCUGUGAUACUUUCUUGAAUUUGCUAUAAAAUUAUUAAAAAUACAUUGUGG